AAAAUGGCGGACCUCGAGGCGGUGCUGGCCGACGUCAGCUACUUGAUGGCUAUGGAGAAGAGCAAAAGCACACCGGCCGCUCGUGCAAGCAAGAAAAUCAUUUUGCCCGAUCCCAGGUUACCUCUUAUUCAAAGACUACUGCGAGAAUGUGGCGGAGGAGCCGAUUCCGCAACUUAGGUUUUACGAAGAGAUCAAGGCGUACGAGAAACUCGAAUGCCCGGAAGAGAGGAGAAAACUUGCCAAAGAGAUCUACGACAAUUUCAUCAUGAAGGAGCUGCUGGCACACUCCCAUGAAUACUCGCCGGAAGCGGUGUCCCACGUUCAUAAAUACCUUAUGAAAAACGAGGUCCCCGUUAAUUUGUUCGAGCCGUAUAUCGAGGAGAUUUUUAAUCACUUGAGAGCGGAACCGUUCAAAAAGUUUCUCGAGAGCGAGAAGUACACGCGAUUUUGUCAAUGGAAAAACUUAGAGUUGAACAUGCAGCUGACAAUGAACGACUUCAGUGUACAUCGAAUAAUAGGAAGAGGCGGAUUUGGAGAAGUUUACGGGUGUCGAAAAGCAGACACGGGGAAAAUGUACGCGAUGAAAUGCCUUGACAAAAAACGAAUAAAAAUGAAGCAAGGCGAAACUUUAGCGCUCAACGAAAGGAUAAUGCUUUCGGCAGUCAGUACCGGAGUCGAUUGUCCAUUUAUAGUAUGCAUGACGUACGCCUUCCAAACGCCGGACAAACUGUGCUUCAUUCUGGAUCUGAUGAACGGUGGCGAUCUUCAUUACCAUCUAAGUCAGCACGGAGUGUUCAACGAGCGAGAGAUGAAGUUUUACGCGGCAGAAGUGAUAUUGGGAUUGGAGCACAUGCACCGUAGAUACAUCGUUUACAGAGACCUGAAACCUGCCAAUAUCCUUCUGGACGAGCAUGGCCAUGUCAGAAUAUCGGAUUUGGGGUUGGCUUGCGAUUUCUCCAAAAAGAAACCGCAUGCAAGCGUAGGGACGCACGGGUAUAUGGCACCGGAAGUGCUUUCGAAAGGUGUAACCUACGACUCCAGCGCCGAUUGGUUCUCGUUCGGUUGUAUGCUGCAUAAAUUGUUAAAAGGUCAUAGUCCAUUCAGACAGCAUAAAACAAAAGACAAACAUGAAAUAGAUCACAUGACAUUAACCAAGAACGUAGAGCUGCCAGAAACGUUCUCACGAGAAUUGCGCUCAUUGCUGGAAGGUCUGCUACAACGAGAUAUCAACAACAGACUUGGAUGUCGAGGUGCAGGUGCGGACGAGUUAAAAGAACACCCGUUUUUCAGUGGUAUCGAUUGGCAACAAGUUUAUCUCCAGAAAUACACGCCACCGCUUAUACCACCGCGCGGCGAGGUGAACGCCGCAGAUGCCUUUGAUAUCGGCUCCUUUGACGAGGAAGACACUAAGGGUAUCAAAUUGACGGAUGCGGAUCAAGAACUGUACAAAAAUUUCCCUCUAACCAUCUCGGAGAGAUGGCAAGCUGAGGUAGCCGAAACUGUGUUCGAGACAAUCAAUAACGAAGCUGACAAGUUGGAAAAUAAGAAAAAAGCUAAACAGAAACAGCGAUUCGACGCGGAUGAAAAAGGAUCUGAUUGCAUUUUACACGGUUAUAUUAAAAAAUUGGGUGGUCCUUUCGCAAGUGCAUGGCAAACGCGUUACGCAAAAUUGUAUCCUAAUAGAUUAGAAUUGCAUCCAGAGUCCACGACAAAGCCUGAACUUGUUUUUCUUGACCAGGUUGAGGAAGUUAGCGCGGAUUUUCAGCACGUGAAAGGGGAACAAUGUAUUGUCGUCCGUAUGAGAGACGCAAAAAUAGUACUUACAAAUCCAGAUGAGAUCAGUUUGAAAGAAUGGGCGUUGUCAUUGAGAUCCGCGCAUAAAUGUUCAAUGGAAAUGUUGGGCAGUAUGGCAAAGAAGGCCGGUAAGAUCUACGGGACUGAAAGAGACGCAGUAAUUCCUGCAAUGCAGCGCUCGACGAAUGGCAACUAGCCCCUUGCUAAUACCUGUACAUCGUCAUCAUACUCCAGUCCCACUGCCCCCCAGCAGCAGCAGCAGCAGCAACAACAACAACUUUUUUUAUACUGAGAAUGAACGCAGGCAGAUCUAGAAGAAAUUCCAACGAUUGACGAGUAAUUGGGAGGCGGUUUUUUUCUCCAGUCAGCAUCCCGGAACCAGAAAUAUUCAAGUCUCGAAACAGCUCCAAAGAAAAAACUCCCUUUGAACGGCGGGUAGUGUCACGCUGUAUAGAGACUUUAGGAAGUAGAGUCGUACGAAACGUUACGUCAUUAUAUUUGUACGUUAGCUGUAUGUGCAAUGUGACGUAGGAACUAGCGACUGAACAAUGCCCAUCGACAUUCACGCGAGCACGCGCGCGCGCGACAGAGCACGCGUGUUCAUGUAAGAAUCCACACACACGAGAUACACACAUGCAUGCACGCACACACGUACAUAUAUACACAUAAAAAAAAAAAAAAACACGAAAAUGCAAACCGGUAGUGUAUUAUUGUAAUAUCAAAUACGAAAUACGCCCAAAAUCCCGAUUAUACUUCUUCUACACACCCUUCUAUACCGCUCGUUUACUUAAUUUAUUUACUAAUGCAGAACGAUUUUAUAUUGUCGUUUUCGUAAAUGAUACACGCGCGCGAAUUCAUUUAUUUAUUGCGUUUAAGGAUAUGAAAACAAAAAAGAGAAAAAACUCGGACUACAUUGUCGACAACCAAUCGAAACUAGCUGUAAUUAAAAAAAAAAAAGGAAAAAAAAAAUGAAAAAAAAAAAAAAGACGAGGAAACUGUGUAUGUCGAAUGCUGGAUACAGACGAGUUCGCCCCGGCAAUAAAAUUGUACGAUGAACGUAGAA
Messenger RNA from Apis mellifera (honey bee), 2857 nucleotides. It is a transcript of the gene Gprk1, whose product is annotated as G protein-coupled receptor kinase 1. The transcript has 14 exons. Gene Ontology annotation, biological process: protein phosphorylation; G protein-coupled receptor signaling pathway; regulation of signal transduction. The record is from RefSeq and is a predicted model, not a curated record. The coding region runs from base 266 to 1990 and encodes 574 amino acids. Gene Ontology annotation, molecular function: G protein-coupled receptor kinase activity; G protein-coupled receptor binding; ATP binding. Lineage: Eukaryota; Metazoa; Arthropoda; Insecta; Hymenoptera; Apidae.